Messenger RNA from Lagenorhynchus albirostris (white-beaked dolphin), 5410 nucleotides. RefSeq names its product regulator of G-protein signaling 3-like. Gene Ontology annotation, molecular function: protein binding. The record is from RefSeq and is a predicted model, not a curated record. The transcript has 35 exons. Lineage: Eukaryota; Metazoa; Chordata; Mammalia; Artiodactyla; Delphinidae. Gene Ontology annotation, biological process: signal transduction. Gene Ontology annotation, cellular component: nucleus; plasma membrane. The coding region runs from base 112 to 4629 and encodes 1505 amino acids.
CCAUGGUUUUGGCUCGAGGGGUUUCCGUCCGGCCUCACCUGCACCUGGCGUCCCUUCCCAGGCUCGUUUCUCUGCUUCACGCCACCACCGUCUCUGGAACUUGCUUAGCAAAUGAAAGGGCUAGAAAGCUGCAAGAUUGGCUUUUGUCCUAAACCAUUUGUAGCUAUGGACUUGCCAGAUAAAAGCCAGUGGGAUGAAACUACCUGUGACCUGGCUGUUUGUCAGCAUCCACAAUGCUGGGCAACUCUCCGCCGAAUUGAGAGGGGCCACCCUCGAAUUCUGGACUCCUCCCGCAAAUCUCCUCCAGAUGCUGAAGACAGACUCCCAGUGCUCACCAUUGUAAACAUCACAGAUUCCUGCUUCCAGGCCAAGAGACUUGCUUGUGGUCAUUCAUCAGGAUUUACCUUCCCCAAGGCUCACUCUUUAUUGUCUCAACGUUCAAAGUUUUACUCCAAAUUUCAACGCAGGCCUUGGAAGGAUUUACCUGACAGAGACUUAAUACACCGUACUAACAGAUCUCCCAAACUAUCAGUGCUAAAUUUGAAUGAGACACAACUUCCUUGUCCUCAAGAUGUAGGAAAUAUGGAUGUAAUUUGGAUCCCAGAGAAGCAUAUGAGUCCAGCUGAGAAGAAGCAUAUUAUUCGCAGCCAGGAUGGGGAGAUGAAAAGAAAGAAAUCUACAGGGAAACACAAGUCAUCUCGGGACACAGAAGCACAGUUGGGACUUCCAGGGAUGAUUGUGCCUCCUCCCUCCCCAGUACACUUGUUUGAAGAACUAAGUUCAGAACGCGUACCUUUAUGGAAGCAGUAUGACAUGUUACCUCAGGAUCUACUGAAGGACCUCUUGCUGGAUAAAGGGAAAACCAUACCUUAUCUGGAGAUGCAGACACAGUUGGCCAUGAUGAAAAAGAAACCUCCCCUGGAAAAGAGCCGACCUUACAGUGCCAUUUCUGCUAAGAUGCAUUUAUCUGUACGCUGCCUCACCCAGCAAAGACCAGCAUUGAGAUACCCUGAACAUUUGAAGAAACUAUAUUACAACCUGACAACAGAAGGUUACAGGAAGCAGCAGUGGCAGCAGCAGAGGAAGGUGAAGACAGCUACUGGGAAACAGGAGGCUAAAAAGAAAUCCAAGAGUGAACCAGGGAGCCACAACACCUCGCAUAAACGUUCAGGUGCCAUGGUUUAUGACCCAUGCUGUGGUCACAGAACUCUACCAGGUCGGGAAAGUGACAAAAAACAGCAGCAGCAGAUGAAGAUAGAAGGCCCCACUUCGAAACAGGUCUACAGCACUUCCAGCCUCCGUGUCCUGUCUGAAUCCUGUGGCUUGAGCCUGAGGUUGCCUGUUUUCCUUGGCUGGAUGGAGUGGCAGAGCCGGGAUACUUCCCUGCCCAGAAAGGAUGCCUGGACUCAGACUUCCCCAGCCAGGAGAAGGAUCAGGCCCGCUCAAGUCCAGGGUGCAGGUCAGCUGAAGCUGUCCAUCGAUGCCCAGGACCGGGUUCUGCUGCUCCACAUCAUAGAAGGCAAAGGCCUGAUGAGCAAGGAGCCUGGCGUCUGUGAUUCCUACGUGAAGAUUUCUUUGGUCCCCGAAGAUAAUCGACUACGCUGUCAGAAGACGCAGACCAUUCCAGACAGCAGAGACCCAGUCUUCCACGAGCACUUCUUCCUUCCUGUCCAAGAGGAAGACGAACAGAAGCGCCUUCUGGUCACAGUGUGGAACAGGGCAGGUGACUCCAGACAGAGUGGACUCAUCGGCUGCAUGAGCUUCGGGGUGAAGUCCCUCCUGACUCCGGACAAGGAGACCAGCGGCUGGUACUACCUGCUGGGAGAGGACCUGGGCCGGACCAAGCACCUGAAGGUGGCCAGGCGGAGACUGCGGCCCCUGAGAGACCCUUUGUUGAGACUGUUGGGAGGUGAGGACACCGAGAACAGGGAGAAACUCAAGAUUACCAUUCCGAGGGGGAAGGACGGCUUCGGCUUCACCAUCUGCUGCGACUCUCCGGUCCGAGUCCAGGCCGUGGAUUCCGGGGGCCCGGCAGAGCGGGCGGGGCUGCAGCAGCUGGACACGGUGCUGCAGCUGAACGAGAGGCCCGUGGAGCACUGGAAAUGCGUGGAGCUGGCUCACGAGAUCCGGAGCUGCCCCAGCGAGAUCAUCCUGCUUGUGUGGCGUAUGGUCCCCCAGGUCAAGCCGGGGCCAGAUGGCGGGGUCCUGCGGCGGGCGUCCUGCAAGUCGACCCAUGACCUCCAGUCGCCCCCCAACAAGCGGGAGAAGAACUGCACCCACGGGGCCCAGGCACGGCCAGAGCAGCGCCACAGCUGUCACCUGGUGUGUGACAGCUCGGAUGGGCUGCUGCUCGGUGGCUGGGAGCGCUACACUGAGGUGACCAAGCGCGGGGGCCAGCACACCCUGCCUGCACUGUCCCGUGCCACUGCCCCCGCCGACCCCAACUACAUCAUCCUGGCCCCGCUGAACCCUGGGAGCCAGCUGCUGCGGCCUGUGUACCAGGAGGAUGCCAUCCCCGAAGAAUCAGGGAGUCCCAGCAAAGGGAAGUCUUACACGGGCCUGGGGAAGAAGUGUCGGCUGAUGAAGACGGUGCAGACCAUGAAGGGCCAUGGGAACUACCAGAAUUGCCCGGUCAUGAGGCCGCAUGCCCCACACUCAAGCUAUGGCACCUACGUCACCCUGGCCCCCAAGGUCCUGGUGUUCCCCAUCUUUGUUCAGCCUUUAGAUCUCUGUAACCCUGCCCGGACCCUCCUGUUGUCGGAGGAGCUGCUGCUGUAUGAGGGGAGAAACAAGGCUGCCGAGGUGACGCUGUUUGCCUACUCUGACCUGCUGCUCUUCACCAAGGAGGAUGAGCCAGGCCGCUGCAACGUCCUGAGGAACCCCCUCUACCUCCAGAGCGUGAAGCUGCAGGAAGGUUCUUCAGAAGACCUGAAAUUCUGUGUGCUGUAUCUAGCAGAGAAGGCAGAGUGCUUAUUCACCUUGGAAGCUCACUCGCACGAGCAGAAGAAGAGAGUGUGCUGGUGCCUGUCGGAGAACAUUGCGAAGCAGCAACAGCUGGCGGCUCCGUCCCCUGAGAGCAAGAUGUUUGAGACAGAGGCAGAUGAGAAGAGGGAGAUGCCCUUGGAAAGGAAGGGGCCGGGUGCUGAGGACCCCUCACCCAGCAAGGACCCCUCUCGUGGCCAGGAUCCUCCUCCAGGACAAGACCUUCCACCCAAAGAGGACUCCUCUUCCAGCCAGGAACCCUCUGCUGGCCCAGAAUCACCAACCAGCAAAGACUCACCUUCCUGCAAAGAAUCUCCUCCGGGCCAGGAACCCUUGGCAAGCAAGGACUCCUCACCAUGCCAGGAACACCCUACGGCCCCAGCCUUCUCUCCAUGCCAGGACCUUCCUGCUGGGCAAGAACUCUCUCCCGGCCAAGACCCUCUAAUCAGCAAAGACCUCCCUGACAUCCAGGAACCCCCUGCCCAGGACCGUUUGCCCCGUCAAGACCUGCCCGCGAGCCAGGACCCCCUGGCAGCUGAGCCCCUUGCUAAGGAGACCACGAGCUCUGGGGACCCACCGGCAGCCACAGGAGACUCGCCUAUGGCCUCCAGGCCAAACUUCGUGAUCCCCGAGGUCCGGCUGGAUAGCACCUACAGUCAGAAGGCAGGGGCAGAGGGGGGCAGCUCGGGUGAUGAGGAAGAUGCAGAAGAGGCUGAGGAGGGCGAGGAGGGAGAGGAGGACGAGGACGAGGACACAAGUGAUGACAACUAUGGAGAGCGUGGUGAGGCCAAGCGCAGCAGCAUGAUCGAGACGGGCCAGGGUGUGGAGGGAGGCCUCUCGCUGCGCGUGCAGAACUCGCUGCGGCGCCGGACGCACAGCGAGGGCAGCCUGCUGCAGGAGGCCCGCGGGCCCUGCUUCGCCUCUGACACUACCUUGCACUGCUCAGAUGGAGAGGGCACUACGUCCACCUGGGCCAUGCCUUCGCCCCGCACCCUCAAGAAGGAACUGGGCCGCAAUGGUGGCUCAAUGCACCACCUUUCCGUCUUCUUCACAGGACACAGGAAGAUGAGCGGGGCUGACACAGCUGGGGACGAUGACGAUGCCUCCCGGAAGAGAAAGAGCAAAAACUUAGCCAAGGACAUGAAGAACAAGCUGGGCAUCUUCAGGCGGCGGAACGAAUCCCCUGGGGCCCAGCCAGCGGGCAAGGCAGACAAAGUGACGAAGUCAUUCAAGCCCACCUCAGAGGAAGCACUCAAGUGGGGCGAGUCCUUGGAGAAGCUGCUGGUCCACAAAUAUGGGCUAGCGGUGUUCCAAGCCUUCCUCCGCACUGAGUUUAGCGAGGAGAACCUGGAAUUCUGGCUGGCAUGCGAGGACUUCAAGAAGGUCAAGUCACAGUCCAAGAUGGCGGCCAAGGCCAAGAAGAUCUUUGCUGAGUACAUCGCGAUCCAGGCGUGCAAGGAGGUAAACCUGGACUCGUACACACGGGAGCACACCAAGGACAACCUGCAGAGCGUCACGCGGGGCUGCUUCGACCUGGCGCAGAAGCGUAUCUUCGGGCUCAUGGAGAAGGACUCGUACCCACGCUUCCUCCGCUCAGACCUCUACCUGGACCUCAUUAACCAGAAGAAGAUGAGUCCCCCGCUUUAGGGGCCACUGGGGUAGAGCUCAGCGUUCACACCAGGCGGGCUGGGCCCCUCCCCACCUGCCUCCCUACCCCCUGCGACAGAGGAGGCAAGUGAGCCCCCAGAGGCUGUGUCCGGACAGACAGAUGGACAUUUGGAUGAGAGGCCUGGACCAAGAGAGGCCCAGGCCACUGGAGGAGUAGAGGGACUGGCCCCGUUGGGCCCCCACUGCCCUGGUACGAGGGGGCCCAAGGGCCCUGGCAGGUUAGGGGCCCUGGCUGAGCCAGACCUGGAGCUGCUGCUUCCUGCUGCGGAGACUUCGCAAUGACCAAGUUCCUUAAAGAACUGGUUGAUGGGCAGGGGGCCGAGGCCUGGGCCCUGGGGCUCUCCGGGGGGGGUCACUCAGACUCACAGCUCAGACCCCCGCCUUGAGUUUUAUUUAUUUAAGCAGCAGUCGGAUGCUUGGCACCUCGUCCGGUAAUAGGAAACCUUUGCCUCGUCAGUUUUCCUAAUUUACAAGUGCAAUAUUUUAACCAACGCCUUGUGAAAAUCCACCUUGCGAAGAAGGUGGGCACCAUUUUCCAGUUUCAGGGGAUCUGCUGGUCCCAAGCCCCAGUGGCGGGUAGCUGGGCCUGCUGGACUGACAAGGCCCAGAGGGGCGGGGGCUGCAGUCUGACCUCACACCAAAAUCCAGCACCCCUGAGUGAGGGGUCCCCCGGGGCCUCUGGGAAAGCAUGGCACCCUCAGACCACACAGCGGCCGAGUUCAGGAGCAAAUAAAAGCCCUGUGUUAUUUUUUGUUCUUGA